Messenger RNA from Drosophila subpulchrella, 5228 nucleotides. It is a transcript of the gene pxb, whose product is annotated as TSC22 domain family protein 1. Lineage: Eukaryota; Metazoa; Arthropoda; Insecta; Diptera; Drosophilidae. The record is from RefSeq and is a predicted model, not a curated record. The transcript is spliced from 5 exons. The coding region runs from base 570 to 2477 and encodes 635 amino acids.
CUCGACGUCGCUGAAAACGGACGCGUGUUGUCCCAAAAAUCGGACUGAAAAUUCUGAACGGAAUACGAAACCUUCUCCAAGUUAUGUGAAACAUUACCGGAUUAUACAAAACACAAAAAAAGUUGAAAUACCAACCAAAAUAUUUACCACACAAUCGAUUCACGCGCCGUGCAAAGCAAAUAAAUGUUUUGAAAUAUAAUAUCUGUGCUCCAAAGUGAUACACCAAAAAGUUUUCAAAAAGCAAAUCGAAAUUUUCUAGGCUUUACAUUGGAAUAAUUGGCUCGAAUCUGAUUUGAUUAGCUACCAAAAAAGACAACCAGAAACAGUUUAAGCAAACCACUUGACAAAUAUCCGUUGGAGUAUAAAAGCAGAAAAGCGGCUACAAGGCCGCCAAUGAAGGCUGUCCAGAUGACAGCGAUCGGGCAGCGAAUUUGACACGCACCCAAAAACUUCAAAGCGACUCGAAACCGAACCGGGAAACCCAACAUAUAGAUAAUCCCCCGCAGCCCCGAAGAUCGAGGAGGUAUACCCGUACCACACCCCGUCCAGUCGAAAUCACACCGAACCCAAUGUGGAAAAUGCUGGAUAUGAUGGAACUGUCCGAGGCCGAGCUCUUCAUGUUCGACUGCGACGACUGCUCGGGCACGCCCCUUGCCCCACCGCCCCAGUUCCUCAUCCCGCCGCCCCCGAGGCCGCCGGCGUUGGCCGAAUUCACGGUGGUGCCGCAGGAUUGCAACGAGGAGCAGUUGGCCCAGCAACAAUGGGAUAGCGAUGUCUGCCAGGCAAUGCCGAUCUUGGAUGCCAGCCUGUACAGCAGUCAGUCGUUGGCCACAUCGGCCAUGAUAGCCGUGUUCGCGCUAUUCUUGGUCUUGAUUGUACUCUUCUCGUCGCUGUUCAUUUGGAAAAACAAGCGGAAGGUGCAGAAUCUCCUGCCCUGCAAGACACCCACCCGCGGCCCCCUCAAUGGAGCCAUGCCCCUGGGCGGUGGCACCUUGGGAUCGGCGCACCAUCAUCACCAUCACGGGAUGUACGAGGAUCCCGAUGCGCACUUGGGUCACCAUAGACCCCUGGUGAUGCAUCGGCAUCAUCAUCACCAGCAGCUGGCCCACCAUCAUCACUAUCAGCAGCAUCACUCCGAGCUGCUCCAAGGCAAAAGCAUACACUAUCCCAGCGGCUAUCCCAUGACGCGUUCGCCUCCAUUCCUGGUCAGCUCCUCACCUGGACCCGAUCCCUAUCGCUCCAAUGACAAUGUGUACGAGGAACUGGGACCGGGACGCGUUGAUUCCGAUGGUGAAUCGGAGCCGCCACUUCAUUCCGAUGAUGAUUUCGCCGAGGACGAACUGUCGCUGCCAGGCGAAUGCAGUUUCCAGAAGGAUACCAAUCUGCCAGCCGCCGCCGGUGCCACGCCCUAUCACGAGAGGGCGGCUAGUACCAGCACGGGAGCAACAGGUGGAGCUGGCGUGGCAGUCACAACCUCCUCCAACCUGCCACAGGCCACCCAAGAGCGCCACAGUGUCCUGAGCAGUGGUUCCUCGACGGGUCAGGAUGCCUCCACGGCCACAGCUUCCUCGGCCAGCAACAAUAAUCAUGAGUUGGCAGCGGGAUCGAGCAGUCGGCGUACAGCUCGCACGCGACAAAGUCGUACCACCCAGAAUCAGAAUCAGGAACAGGAUCUCAACAACAGCAGUUCCACGGCGGAUAUAGCCGACUUGGCACCGCUCUACGACAACCGCAGCAAUCUCAUGUCCCUGGGCUACAUGGCCCGCUCGACGGCACCGCAAUUCUACAACACCCUGGAGCACGAGGUGGAGCGUAGGAAUCGGAUUAAUGCCCAGCUGAGUAAAGUUCCAGUGCCUCCGCUUUCCACGAUCUACAGGGAACGCAUUCGCUAUCCCAAUGCCAGCCAGCAGUAUCCAUCGAGUGCGGCCAGUGGUUUGAUGGCAGCCACCAUGAGGGCGAGAACUCAGCCCAGGGUACUAGAUCGUCGAUUGGCACCCCAUCAGCAUCAGCACCAUCGCAUCCACGCGGCUCCAAUGGCCCAGGAACCGUCCUACUGCUAUGCGGAGCCCAUGUAUAAUGCCAACUAUUACUACGAAAGUGCUGGUGCCGCCAGACCUUAUGCCUCCACAUUGCUGCCCACUGCCGGUGACUACAGGCAUCCCUAUGGGGACUCGAGUUUUGGUUCCGAUUCGGGAUACAGCCACCAUACGCCUGCCAGCUCAAUUGGGCGACAGGAUUACGACCUCGCCGAGCCACAAGUGCAAGCCCAACCGAAACCAAGCAAACUGAGUUCGGCCCUGAACUUCAGUUGGAACCGGAACUCUCGGGUCAAGGGUACACCUGGUGGGGCUAUGCCGAAAACCUCGGGAAAUAGCAGCAAUAGCAGUGCCACCAGUCCCAACAACAACAGCAGCGCCUGCUCCACCGUCACAUCUCAAUUGGAAAACAACAAUGCGGCCAGUCUCUCGCCAGCGUAGAUAAACUAAUGGAAGUAUUCCUAAAAAAUAUAUCCUUGUAAAUAGGGGCCUAAAACCCAAAAAAAUAAACCCUUGUACAGUUAGUCAUAUCUUCUAAGCUAAGUAUACUAAAUAUCAAAACUGUCCUGCGUGUACAUCGUCAAAGCAAUAGUUAUUUAACAGAUAUACUAUAAUCGAUGCAGAGAGCCCAAAGUUUCUUGAUAGCACUAUCAAAGAGGGUUGCCAUACCACCAAGUUUAAGCUCUGUUUCAAAAGCAAGAACUUGUCGCAAAGCAAAGAACUUAUAGGUCAUAAGUGUUUUUCCAAUGUGAUUGCCAAAUUCUACAUUAUAAUACUAAACUAAACUAAAAACUGCGAAACUAAUUUAUAAUAUAGUUAUAUUUAAAGAAUGUCUAUAAUGUACCCCUAAGUUUAAAUUUAGUUUUGUUUGUUAUUUUAGUUUUUAAGUGAAGAAUAAGCAGAGGAGAGCUGCUAAAGAAAAAUGCGUUGAACUGAAGGUCAACAAAAAUAUACCAAAAUAUUAAAAAAAAACAAAUUAAUAUCAAUGAAGUGGAUUUUUUAUUUUUUAAUUUUUCGUUGAUCUUUAUAAAAUUGUUUGCGACAUUUUCUGCCUUUUCUUGUCCUAUUUUCCAUUAUCUUUUCGUCCUUCUCUGUUCUGACAGCUUAAAAACUCCAUAUUUUUUAAUUCCCACUAUGGUAACACCAACCUCAUCUUUCUUUUUGACCUCCAAUCUGUAUAGCAACACCUUUCACCUCUAUCUUCUCUUCUAAUGUUAAAUUUUAACGAACAGGAUCGCCUUCCGUUAUCAAUUUUGCCCUUUUAUUAAUAUAUAGCGCACUUUUAGGCGCCGAAAUAAAUUCGACCAGCUUAUGUUAUUUUUCUCUGCAUACUUUUUGGAGGAACUAUAAAUGUUACUUAACAGUGGUGAACGCCUUUGUUAUUUCACAGCCCAAAAAUUAUUUCUUCGAUUUUCUCACAGAGUUAAUAAAUUUACUAUUUCUUCGUUAAUUGCAGUGCUGAUUUUGUUAAGCAUAAAUUGCAUUUGUGUAAUGCAUUUAACCGCAGCCUUUGAAGAAACGACUACCAAAGGCUCUAAAAAGACUGUUUACAUAUAAAAGAACAACAUAUUUUACUUACUACCGAAACAAUAAUAAGCUGUAUAAACUUAAUUCUAGUUGGUAAAGCUUUGUAAACUAUAUCUUGAUGAUGAAUCCAAGCAAGAAGCGAAAACGAAAAUCAGAUAAAACACCCAUUAGGUAUAUCGAGUGAACCAUUUUAGCGGGUGCCCUUGUCAAUGAAUCCCCGCAAUAUAGAAGACACUGCCUAGGUUGUAUGAGAACUGUAAAUAGCAGAAGGGGAUCAUUGCCUCCCCCUGCCAUGUAACCGGUAAAACUAUCCACUUAUAGUCCCCGCCCAUCCCCAUUUUUCCCCAGCGAUGUGUGAGAGGAAGUGAAAUGUUAAAUUUUCUUAUAUGAGCACAAUGCAAUGUAUCCUAUAAACCGUAGUCUAUACAUACAUACAUAUUCGUACGUAGAGUACAUAUAGCUUAGAAUUGGACAUGAACCCAUGAUGAUAUGCUUAUAUUGAUAAGAGCCGAUCCUUAGACCUCCCCUCCCACGAGUAGCAACUUAAAAGGAUAAAAACUUAGCCUAGAUUAACUUCUUCAGCCAUCAGCCAUAUGAUAUGCAAUAAUUGCUUUAGAUCAAGUUCAAGUCGUUGUGAUUUUUGGAAAACCGCCUAUAAAAUUCAAGGUCUCUAUAUAGGACGUAUAUACAUAGAUAUGGUAUGAAACAGACCCAGAUAAAUACAAUGCAGUAGCACAAUCAUCGAGCGAGUGACAACAAAAAAACGAACAGCAGCUUACAAGGACUAAUACUAAUCCUAAAAAUUAACUAGAUAUAUGGUUCUCAUCUUAUAAUUUCUAAAACAAACUGACAAACUAAAAAGUAGUACUUUAAUCCAAUUCAAUAUUUCAUGAAUUAUAUUUUCGAAUGGUUCUAUCGUUAACAGACUCAAUUUCUUAACUAUUCUUAUUUGAAUCUUACAUAUCAACGAUCGUAUUUAUGUAAUAUAGCACACCUGGUUUCUAAUACUAUCAAUAUCAGUACAAACACUAUAUUAAAGACAAAAAAAAACUUUUAUCCUAAACUUAAACCUUCCAAGCAAACCAAACUCGAUAAGAACUUUUUCUCCAUCGCAAGUUGUACAUACGGACGUCAAUAAGAAAAUUUCGCUGUAGUUCUUCCAAAAAAUUAAACAAUAAAUGUUAAAGAAAUUCUAUAAACUCUUUUGUUAGGCAUCAAAUUGAAUUGAACUAAUUUGUAUUGUAUGUAAAUAAUUGUUUUCUUGUUAAUUUACUAAACAAUUUUGGAUAGCAUAUCAAGCCUAUGACUCUAUUUAAAGAUCUUUCGUAUACCAACUAAAUCAUUUUCUACAAGUGCUUAGAUUUUAUAUGGACUAUGAAGAGUAUCUUUUCAUUUAAAUGCAAAGAGAAAAAACAAAAAAGGAGCGAUUUAAUCGAAUUUAUAAUGUUUAAUAGCAGUUAAUCGAAGUAAACAGAAGUCCCAGUGGGAAAAGACCCAAACAUCAAUAUAAAUAUCAAUUAAAUUAACACAAUGAUUAGCAAUUAAUUAUGCCCCAACAACUAGUUAGUUUAUACAUUUUUUGUAAAACCAAUUAAGCAAUUAGUUUCACCUUUGUCUAUAAGCAGAUAUGGAUAAUAAUUAAAAGAACGAAAAAGAAAAUCCAAA